Messenger RNA from Closterium sp. NIES-67, 367 nucleotides. Lineage: Eukaryota; Viridiplantae; Streptophyta; Zygnematophyceae; Desmidiales; Closteriaceae. The record is from the annotation of a GenBank genome assembly.
AGUGGGACUUCCAUUCAAGACCCUCAUAUGGCCUCUAUCUUUGAGGGGGCAUGGGAGGACCCUGGAGAUGAAGGGGAGGAGUGGCAGGAGGAGCCAGAACCAGCUGAUUCUAACCAUGAGGAAUCCCGAGAGACAGAUUCUACCCCUCAGCCAGCCACGCAGGCCGAUGCGCAUGAUGAUCAGCCGGAGCAGCAUGUGCCUUCAACUCCAUCGAGAAGCAUGGUGCCCCACCAACCGUCAGGCUGCUGAUAUCCUUACCAAGUCUCUUCCAUUUGAGCGCCAUGGUGUGUGCAUGACCUUGCUCGGGAUGCAGCCCCAUGAUGACAGGGUUCCCGCAGCAGAUGCCGGCGUCUUGGUGCUCCUCUCC